AUGGUCAAAAUCGAAACAUUUGCCGUGGAGCAGUGGAUGGAUCUUUAUGAGGACAAUGCUAAGCACAAUCUGGCCGAGACCUGCUGUGCAUCACUCUCGCUCAAAGAACUCCAAUCCCUCUCAGGAGAGGAGACGGACAUUAUAGAUUUCUCGCACAAGCAGACCUAUGGUGCAAUUCGCGGCUCGAAGGCUCUACGUUCAAAUAUUGCAAAUCUAUAUUCGGGCAAUUUGACGACUCCCUUGACGACCGAAAAUGUUCUUGUCACCAAUGGAGCUAUUCACGCCAAUUUCCUCGCUCUCUAUUCUAGCGUCGGCCCCGGAGACCAUGUCAUCUGCCACUACCCAACCUAUCAGCAGUUGUAUUCUGUGCCCAAAUCCUUCGGAGCAGAAGUUUCUCUUUGGAAAUCUUCCGAGGCAAAUGGAUGGAAGUUGGAUCUGGCAGAGCUGAAGUCUCUGAUCCAACCAAAUACCAAGCUGAUCAUCAUCAAUAACCCUCAAAAUCCAACCGGCGCAAUCAUCGAACGCGAGGCGCUACAGGAUAUUGUCAAUAUCGCCAAACAGCACGACAUUACGAUUCACUGCGACGAAGUCUACCGACCACUAUUCCAUUCCCUGGGCCCAGCAGAAAACCCACCAUCUAUCCUAGACUUCGGAUAUGAAAAGACGAUUUCAACCAGCUCGAUGUCCAAGGCAUUCAGCUUGGCCGGUAUUCGACUUGGAUGGAUCGCAUCCAGAAGCUCCGAGAUCAUCGAAGCCUGCGCAGAUGCGCGUCACUAUACUCUGAUAUCGGUUGGACAACUCGAUGACAGUGUCGCGACGUAUGCAUUGUCCAGCUCCUGCGUUGGCAAUCUACUUCAGCGCAAUACUGAGCUUGCACGGCAGAAUCUGAAGGAUUUGGAAGAGUUUGUUCGUUACUAUGAGGGAUCGGCGACGUGGGUUCGCCCCCGGGCUGGAACGACUGCGUUUAUAAAGUUCGUUAAGAAUGGUGUCCCCGUUGAUGAUGUGGCGUUUUGUCAGCAGCUUUACGAGAAGAACGGGGUUAUGUUGGCUCCUGGUAGUCAGUGCUUUGGAGACGGAGAGUACUUCAAAGGAUAUGUUCGUGUGGGAUAUGUCCCUGAACGACAGGUGUUGGUGGAUGGGUUGAAAGCUCUGCGGGAAUUCAUGGGAAAUGGGUUCGAGAGUGUACCCCUCGCAUGA
Molecule: messenger RNA, 1197 nt
Organism: Penicillium manginii
Lineage: Eukaryota; Fungi; Ascomycota; Eurotiomycetes; Eurotiales; Aspergillaceae
Product: putative aminotransferase
Exons: 3
Coding region: 1-1197 (398 amino acids)
Biological process (GO): biosynthetic process
Molecular function (GO): catalytic activity; pyridoxal phosphate binding
Source: RefSeq, a predicted model, not a curated record